Messenger RNA from Penicillium crustosum, 1599 nucleotides. Its product is annotated as carotenoid oxygenase family protein. The coding region runs from base 1 to 1599 and encodes 532 amino acids. Gene Ontology annotation, molecular function: carotenoid dioxygenase activity. The transcript is spliced from 4 exons. NCBI's taxonomy places the organism in Eukaryota, Fungi, Ascomycota, Eurotiomycetes, Eurotiales, Aspergillaceae. Gene Ontology annotation, biological process: carotene catabolic process. The record is from RefSeq and is a predicted model, not a curated record.
AUGUCUGAUAUCGCCGCAAUUACCGAGAAGCUUGCGCCCCAGCAGGAGGUUGCCUAUCCAAAGACUCCGUUCUAUGAAGGACCAGAGGCACCUUGCCGAUUUGAAGGCGAAGUGUACAACUGCAUUGUCCGCGGAACAAUUCCAACUGAAGUCCAGGGUACUUACUACCGUUGCAUGCCGGAUGCUCUUUGGGCACCCAAAUACGCAGAUGACGUCUUCAUCAAUGGUGACGGCGCUAUCGAUGCAAUCCGGAUCAAGGAUGGACAUGCCGACUUCAAGCAGAAGUAUGUGCGGACCUCCAAGUUCGUGAUUGAGCGAGCUGCCCGUCAGGCAGUCUUUGGAAAGUACCGCAACCGCUACACCGAUGACCCUCGCGUCAAGCACGAGAUCCACUCGACCGCCAAUACCCAUAUCAUCUACUUUGAGAAGCAACUCCUGGCUUUGAAGGAGGAUUCUCCUCCCUAUGCGAUGGACCCCCACACUUUGGAGACUAAAGGGCCGUAUACCUUCAACGGACAAUACACUGCACCUACCUUCACUGCCCACCCGAAGAUCGACCCUGUCAACGGGGAGAUGUUGACUAUGGGAUACGAGGCUAAAGGAGAUGGCACAACCGAUGUCGCGUACUUCUUGUUUAGCAAGGAGGGCAAGAAGCUGGAAGAAUGCUGGUUCAAUGCCCCCUAUGUUGGAAUGAUGCACGAUAUGGCAGCAACCGACAAUUGGGUGAUUUUUACUGUCCCUCCGCUUGAAGCCCAACCCCUCGAUGAAAUGAAGAAAGGAUCCAAGCACUUCGCUUGGGCUGAGGAGAAGCCAUUGACCUUUGGAAUUUUGCCCCGCCGCAACCCCAAGCCGGAAGACAUCAGAUGGUUCACUUACAAGAACGCAUUCUACGGCCACACGGGAAAUGCAUUUGAUGGCGAAGAUGGUUGUGUUUAUUUGGACGCCCCACUUACUAACUUCAACAAGUUCUGGUUCUUCCCUCCACGCGGCCAAGAUCCAAUGGAGGCACCUAGUGGCAAGCCCCCUGCCAGUGGAAAUGUUAGCCAGUAUGUGCGAUGGAAAUUCGACCCAAAGGCCACCGACUUCCAUGUGGAGCCUGUUGUAUUGGUUGAUGUCGACGGCGAGAUGCCGAAGGUUGAUGACCGUUACGUCGGCAAGCCUUACAACACCCUCUUCUACGCCAUGCAUGAUCCUACCAAGGAGAAUGGUCCCGUCGGUGGUGUGUACAAUGCGAUUGCGAAGUGCGACGUGAACACUGGGAAACUAAUCCAUUGGUCUGCUGGUGACCAUACCGCUAUUCACGAGGUGGCAUUUAUCCCCCGCGACCCGAAAUCACCUGAGGCGGAUGGAUACCUCAUCACUCUCGCCAACAGGCGGGAUACAGGUCUUUCUUGUAUCUUGAUUUUGGACGCAAACAAACUCACUGAUGGCCCCGUUGCAAUUAUCGAGCUCCCAUUCCGUCUGAGAAAUGGAAUUCAUGGAAGCUGGGUCUCAGCGACGGAGCUGGAUAACGCCAUUGACCUCUGUGACAUGUCUGGCGUUACCGAGAAGAUUCGCCAGGAAUUCGGUACCAAGGAAGUCACAUUCCCGGUACUCUGA